Monoraphidium neglectum is the source of this 1461-nucleotide messenger RNA. RefSeq lists its product as hypothetical. Lineage: Eukaryota; Viridiplantae; Chlorophyta; Chlorophyceae; Sphaeropleales; Selenastraceae. Gene Ontology annotation, biological process: regulation of DNA-templated transcription. The record is from RefSeq and is a predicted model, not a curated record. The transcript has 3 exons. Gene Ontology annotation, molecular function: DNA binding; DNA-binding transcription factor activity. The coding region runs from base 1 to 1461 and encodes 486 amino acids.
AUGCAGCAAGGGGCGCGCCCGCCGGGCGGCAAAGCAGCGGCGUCACAUCGCAGCGAUACUAAGCGCAAGGCGCCGCGCAACCAGCCCACUUCCUUCUAUAAGGGACUCGCGUGGGACAAGCACGAGGGCUGUUGGCGCGUCCGAGUCAGCCUGUCUGGCAAGCAGCACCACCUCGGCAGGCAUGCCAACGAAGACCACGCUGCGCAGGUGUAUGACUGCGCCGCCCUCCUGCUAUUUGGCGAGGCCGCUGCCUUCAACUUCUCCUACCAGCGCGCGGUGGAGGCCCUCGCAUACAUCGACCAGCUCCCCUUCAUGGCUAACAUCCGGCGCCUCGCGCCCAUCAGCGAGCACAAUCCGCCGCCGCCCGGCGGCGCUGCGGCCGGCGCUGGGCCUGCGAGCGGGGCUGGGCCCGCGGCCGGCGCCGGGGCGGUGCGGCGCUUCUCGCCUGGGGUGGUAGUGAAGCAAGAGGCGGGAGCGGUAGACGCUGCGCUUGACCCCGCGGCGCCCUGCGCCAAGAGGGCGCGGACAGCUCCGCCGGCGGCCUGCGCGGUGCGCGUUGGCACAGCCCCCGCAGCCGUCACGCACAGUUCUGCAGCCGUGGGGAUGGCCCUGCCAACCAGCUGCGGCGCCCCCAGCGGCAUCCCCAUGAGUGGCGGGAGCGGCAUGAUCGGCUUCAGGCUACUGGCCGGAUGCCACUCGCUACCCGCAUGGGACGCGGCGCCAGUCGGAGGCAGCAACACUUGCGCCACCUUGGGCGCAGCCCAGCCCGCCGCCGGUCGCGCUGUGCGCCGCACAGCGGCGCUGCGGACAGCGGGGUGCGUCAAGGGCGCCGAAAGCGCCGCCACUGUCGCAGCGCCAGCCAUGCCACAGCCGCACCCAGAGCUGCAGCCCAACAACGGUGAUGGUCAGAGCGCGGACAGCAGCGACAGCACUGCCUGUUGGUCGGCCACGGGGGCUGUCGCCUCAGACGGCUCGGGAGGGUGGCCCGCGGCGGCGCAGCAGGCGCCGCAGGCGCAGGCUGCGUCCGCCCCUGCGCUGCCAGCCAGGGCGCUCGCGCCGCCGCCUCUCUUUGUCCAAGUGGUGGAGCCUGCAGGCAGCCAGCCGCGACAGCUGCCACAACCGGCCCCCCUGCCGCAGCCGCAGCAGCCGCAGCAGCAGAAUCGGCCCGUAUCUGCACGCGCCCUGCUGCCGCUGCCGUCCCCGCUGGGGCUGCCGCCGCUCCUGCCCACCCCGCGCCUGCUGGCCACGCUCGGCGCGGGCAGCGCCUCGCCGUGGGACCCGUGCGGCGCGGCGGACGGGUGCCUGUCCGGCUGCCCAGACCUCUGGCCGCAGCCGCUGGACGGGCUUGGGGCCCUGCCACCAGGCGGCGCGGGCGUGGGCGCCAGCGACGGGUACCGCGGCUCCCCGGCGUCGCAUAUGGCGGUGGUGACCCAGUUUGACGAGUGGUGCGACGAGUUCUGA